CCCUCUGGCACUCGUAUUGUUUUCGUCCUUUAAAGAUUGCCAUUUACAAGUCCUUACACCUUCCCUCUACUUCCCUUCCAAACCUCCUUCCGUGCACUCGUAUGCUUCAACACUCAUCCUGACACGGUAUGGAGCUCUCCUUCAACACCAUGGUAUUGACGAGGAUAGUAGCGGUGGUGAAGAUGGUCCUGAGGAUGGUGUUGGAAGGUGCGGCGCGUCGAUGCACCUCCAAACGCAGCCUCGCCGGUAUGACAGCCAUUGUGACGGGAGCCUCGGCCGGAAUCGGGAAGGAGACAGCCAAAGACCUAGCGAGGCGCGGCGCCCGGGUGAUCCUUGCAUGCAGGAACCGAACCAAGGCGCUGGCGGUGGCCGAGCACAUCAUCUCUGAGACGGGCAACAAGGAGGUGGUGGUGCGCGUGCUGGACACCGCCGACCUCGCCUCCGUCAGGCACUUCGCCAAGGAGGUGUUGAGGACGGAGGGCGCCAUACACAUACUGGUGAACAACGCGGGCACCGCCGGUAAGGACGUGAGGGAGGUGACGCGGGACGGUUUGGAGCUCACCAUGGCUACCAAUCACUACGGCCACUUCCUCCUCACCAACCUGCUGCUGAAGCGGCUCAGGCAGAGUGCACCAAGCCGGAUAAUCAACGUGUCCUCGGUCGCCCACUUCCUCGCGCUCAGCAUCGAUAUGAAGGACCUCAACUUCGAGAAAAUGAACUAUGGCACAAUGACGGCGUACGGGCAGAGCAAACUGUGCAACAUCCUCUUCACCAUCGAGCUUGCCAACAAACUCCGUGGCUCAGGGGUGACAGCCAACGCCCUCCACCCCGGGGCCGUCAGCACAGAGAUCAUUGCUCGCAGGGAGAAUGCGGCGACGUGGUGGCGAUGGAUCUUUCUGCAGAUCGGCGACAUCAUGAUUUACUUAUUCGGGAAGGACAGUCAACUCGGAGCCCAGACGACAAUUCAUUUGGCUGUGUCGGAAGAGCUGGAAGGCAUAUCGGGGAAGUACUUCAGUGAGUGUAAGGAGGCGCCCACCUCGCAGCUCGCGCGAGACCCGAUCCUCGCCAGGUCACUGUGGAAAAUUAGCGAGGCGGACGUCCAACUCCUGCCCAGCGAGAUAUUCUACUGAGAGAGAGAGAGAGAGAGAGAGAGAGAGAGAGAGAGAGAGAGAGAGAGA
Eriocheir sinensis (Chinese mitten crab) is the source of this 1178-nucleotide messenger RNA. Its product is annotated as retinol dehydrogenase 11-like. NCBI's taxonomy places the organism in Eukaryota, Metazoa, Arthropoda, Malacostraca, Decapoda, Varunidae. The transcript has 8 exons. Bases 129 to 1130 code for a protein of 333 amino acids. The record is from RefSeq and is a predicted model, not a curated record.